This is a messenger RNA of Colletotrichum destructivum, 441 nucleotides long. RefSeq lists its product as uncharacterized. The coding region runs from base 1 to 441 and encodes 146 amino acids. The transcript has a single exon. NCBI's taxonomy places the organism in Eukaryota, Fungi, Ascomycota, Sordariomycetes, Glomerellales, Glomerellaceae. The record is from RefSeq and is a predicted model, not a curated record.
AUGACUUCCCGAAAUUUGACGAAGAAACAGGAAAUAGCAGUGAUGGACUUUAUAUCCUUUCUAUUCUCAUGCCCCGAAGCAAAAAGAAACGGAUUUGCCCUCCUUGGUAAGGAUCUCAAGGGUCUGCUCAAAAACAGAAACGCGCCAAGCUACGUGGCUCUGCGGUCUUUGGAGUUCUCGGACAAUCAUUCACAUUACGAACUACACGAAUGCCUCACAAGUCCGGAUCAGAAGUUCGACCGCAACAGCAAAGAACACCGCGUUGGCGAUGUGACCAUCAACAUCUCGGGAUGCCUCACCAAGCACGGCGUUACACAAGUCACCGGCUUUGGCUGGCUGUUCCAUCUUAGCAAUUCCGUUUUGACAACAAUGGCUCUUGUAUACAUGGAAGGGAAGCUGUCGGUGCAAAUGUUGGAGAUUAAAGAUCACGGGUGUUUGUGA